Molecule: messenger RNA, 3028 nt
Organism: Balaenoptera musculus (blue whale)
Lineage: Eukaryota; Metazoa; Chordata; Mammalia; Artiodactyla; Balaenopteridae
Gene: IRF9
Product: interferon regulatory factor 9
Exons: 9
Coding region: 94-1329 (411 amino acids)
Biological process (GO): regulation of transcription by RNA polymerase II; immune system process
Cellular component (GO): nucleus
Molecular function (GO): RNA polymerase II cis-regulatory region sequence-specific DNA binding; protein binding; DNA-binding transcription factor activity, RNA polymerase II-specific
Source: RefSeq, a predicted model, not a curated record
CUGUAGAAAGGGGCGGAGAGAUCCAGGAGCUGCCUAGCCGGGAGCUGAGCUGAGGUCGGCUGAGCCCUGGGACAGCCUGCACAGCAGCUCAGGAUGGCAUCAGGCAGGGCACGUUGCACCCGAAAGCUCCGGAGCUGGGUGGUGGAGCAAGUGGAGAGCGGGCAGUUCCCAGGAGUGUGCUGGGAAGAUGCGGCCAAGACCAUGUUCCGCAUUCCCUGGAAGCACGCAGGCAAGCAGGACUUCCGGGAGGAUCAGGAUGCCGCCUUCUUCAAGGCCUGGGCGAUAUUUAAGGGAAAGUACAAGGACGGGGACUCGGAAGGCCCUGCUAUCUGGAAGACUCGUCUGCGCUGUGCUCUGAACAAGAGUUCUGAGUUCCAGGAGGUUCCUGAGAAUGGCCACAGGGAUGGGGCUGAGCCCUACAAGGUGUACCGGCUGCUGCCACCCGGAACCCUCCCCGCUCAGCCAGGGACCCAGAAAUCACCGUCAAAGCGACACCACAGUUCUGUGUCCUCUGAGAGGAGGGAGGACGAGGUUACCACGAAGAACUGCAUACUCAGCCCCUCCUUGCUCCAGGACCCCCUCAAAAAUGAGCUGGUGGAGACCAGUGGGGGAGCAGCCUACUCAGACUCCGGGAGCAGCAGCAGCGGCAACAGCCCUGAGCCUCAGGAAGGUAGGGACACAGCUGAGGCCCCUCUCCAAGGAGAUCUGGUGUCCCCAGAGCUUCUGCCCCCUCCAGGUUCAGACUACUCUCUGCUGCUCACCUUCAUCUACGAUGGACGUGUGGUGGGUGAGGCCCAGGUGCAGAGCCUGGACUGCCGCCUCGUGGCUGAGCCCUCGAGCACCCAGUACGGCAUGGAGCAGGUGAUAUUUCCCAAACCCGGCCCACGAGAGCCCACCCAGCGCUUGCUGAGCCAGCUCAAGAGAGGGGUCCUGGUGGCCAGCAACUCCCGAGGCCUCUUUGUGCAGCGCCUUUGCCCCAUCCCCAUCUCCUGGAAUGCGCCCCAGGCUCCACCUGGUCCAGGCCCGCACCUGCUGCCCAGCAACGAGUGCGUGGAGCUCUUCAGAACCGCCUAUUUCUGCAGAGACCUGGCCAGGUACUUCCAGGGCCUGGGCCCCGCACCCGAGUUCCAGGUGACACUGAAUUUCUGGGAGGAGAGCCCUGGCCCCAACCACACCCCACAGAGUCUUAUCACAGUGCAGAUGGAGCAGGCCUUUGCCCGACAUUUACUGGAGAAGACUCCAGAGGAUCAGGCAGCCAUCCUGUCCCUGGUGCAGAGCGUGGAGGACCCGGCCUCCUUCUCCUCUCUCUGUUCCUCCUAUCUGCUUUGAGAGAGCCUCUUCCUCCACACUCUUGACCUGCCUCCCACGGUGAUCAUUCUCAUUGGUUGUCUGUGGUGAUUUAGUCCUUGAACUCCUCAUAGACCCUGGUUGGUGGGGAACUCAAGGAUGACUUUUUUUUUUUUUUUUAAUUUUGAGAUAUACCCUCUUUCGUCUCUGAGGAACUGAACUGGGCAAGUCCAGAUGGCGUGAACUCAGGGGACCUUUCCCUCUGCCCGCAACCCUAAAACCUAGCACUUUAUAUUUUCUUAGAUCUUCACUAAGGAUUGAAAAUAAAAUUUUAUUGAAAAGGAAUCAGCAUCGGAUUUGUUGAGAGAAGAAGGCAGCAGGGUCACAGAGAGAUGAUGGGGAUGUAACCUGAGGGCAGGGCACUCGGGUUCUCUUCCUGCUGGCAUCUCUGGGCCCCUUUCCUCUCCUCCAACCACAGGUUCGGGCUAGCAAGCUGUCUGGGCUAGGAAGCUUUGGGUUCUGGGCCUGGCUCUCUGUACCCUCUAGGCAACCAGGAUUAGGGAGAGGGUUGGGGUCAGCCAAAAAGAGGGGCACUGAGCCUAUGGCCACUGUAGCCGCCUUCGUAAGGGAAAUCCGGUGUCCACAGUCCUUGGCUAGAGGCCUCCGAUUCAGCCUAGGGUUGGACUCUGGCCUGGAGGUCUCAAUGAACAGACCUGAAACGAUGAGCUAGAGGCCCUGGGGCCUGGCAGGGGAGGAAAUCAGAGGGAAGAGUGGCCGAGCCUCCUGUGCCCUGGUGCCUCUUCUCCCAGUACCCGGGGCACUGUCACCCCAACUGAAGGCUGCUCCCAAACAGGUCUCCUCACUCUACCUGAGCGCCACGACAGACAACAUGGCCUAGACUGCCACAUCACCAGCACUCUGUCUGCUGGGAUCCCAGGGGUCCAAAUCCACCAACACUACUCUCCCUUGCCCCGUGUUUAUCUUGCUCCCAAACUGGUAGUUCUUCUUCACAAGGCCACCGGUCAUCCUACCUCAUCCUACACUAAUCUCCACCAGACUAGUUCACCGCUUAACCCAACUGCCACAGCCUCCAGCUUCCCGCUUCCCGUACAUGACACCAAAUUGGCGGAGAGGUAGCCUCCCAGACCAGCUCCUUCCUGCCAUGUCACUUUUAUAAGCUUUGAGUGGCUCACUGACAUGAUCAAAUCUGGAUGUCUAGAUUCUUGAGGAACUUCUUGCUGUCUCACCUGACAAACUUCACUGCUUUUGAGCCUUUCUGCCUCCUUGGACCUUCCUUGUCUUCAGUCUCUCUCAUCGUCAUCCUGAGAAGCCAGGAACCCCAACAGGCAUCUGCAUAGGCAGUGAGGAAAUUGGAUACUGAGUGUGGAGGUGCACAGGCUCUGCUGAAAUCCCUCCUGGACCUUCACUUCAUUUUUCUGUUAUACCCCACAUCCAACCCAUCAGCAAAUCCUAUCAUUCCUUCCUUCAAAAUCUAUCCUGAAUCUGACUCUGCUUCCCUCACCAAGACUGGUUCAAACACCAUCAUCUCUCACACCUCUUCUUUCUGCUUCCUUCCACAUCUUUUCUGCUUCCACUCUUGUCCACCUUCAGCCCAUUCUCAACACAGAAGAGAUCCUCUUAACACAUAAAUCUUAUCAUGUCAUUCCUCUGCUUGAAAUCCUCCAUUGGCUUUCAAUUCACUCAGGGUAAGAGCCCAAAUCCUUGCAAUGGCCUUCAAGGU